UCAGCUUCAUCCUGAUGUCAAAUCCUUCACGGUGCUGCAUCUGUCUGGAUGAGUUCAUCAACCCAGCCUCUCUCCCCUGUGGACACUGCUUCUGCCUGGUGUGCAUAGGAGAUUACUGGAGAAUCAAGGAGAGCUUCCAGUGCCCCCUCUGCAUGACAGUCUUCCCCAAAAUGCCACAACUAAAGACCACACACACACCACAAACUGAAAAUGAAACCACACCUCUAAAAGCCGGAGUGGUCCCAUGUGAUUUCUGUCGACCCAAGCAGCCUGCAGUGCGGUCCUGCUUGGUGUGCCUGGCCUCCUACUGCAAUGCUCAUCUAGAGCCACAUUAUCACAGGGAGGAUCUUGGACGCCAUCUGCUGGUCAGUGUGUCAAAAAACCUAGAGGAUUCUCUCUGCAGGUUGCAUGGGAGGAAGUUGGAAAGGUUCUGCAGGAGUGACAGAACAUUAAUUUGCACCAUGUGCAACAAGACAGAACACAGGGGUCACCACACCGUUUCUAUCAGCAAGGAAGCCUCAAAAAGCAAGAUUAAACUAAAACGUAAACAGAUUCAACUUCAGCAAGACAUUCAGGACAAGCUGAGUGUGACUGAAGAAAUGAAGCUAACUGCAGACCUCCAUGAAGAACCUGCAGAGCUUUGGGCACGAAGUAAGAAGCUCAUCAAACAGCUGGAAGAAGAGAUCAGCAAGUUAACAGAGAGAAACGCUGAGCUGGAGCAGCUCUCAAAGACAGAAGACAACCUGCACUUUCUGCAGCGAUUCUUACACUUGUGUUCGUGAUUGGAACCACAAGAUGAUGGCAAUGAUGAAGAUUCGAGCCCAACACCUCUGAACUGAAAAUUCUUGUUAUAUUUGCAACUGACAUAUUUUGACUAUAUUUUUAAUAAAAAUACAAUGCUGUGAAGUAAAAAUGAAAAUGUAAUUAUUGUUUUUGUAUGAGAGGCC
Messenger RNA from Cyprinodon variegatus (sheepshead minnow), 947 nucleotides. RefSeq names its product tripartite motif-containing protein 47-like. Bases 15 to 782 code for a protein of 255 amino acids. The transcript has 3 exons. Gene Ontology annotation, molecular function: zinc ion binding. The record is from RefSeq and is a predicted model, not a curated record. NCBI's taxonomy places the organism in Eukaryota, Metazoa, Chordata, Actinopteri, Cyprinodontiformes, Cyprinodontidae.